AUGUCUCCCUCAGCGACAACGACGACGAAGACGCAUACCGGCGACGCUUCCCCCACCCAGACAACCCAACGUACAAGGCCUCGACAGAAGCCUGGCGCGGCUUCCGCUUUGGAGGGCACUCUCAUACAACAGGCCCAGCAAUCUGCCCGCACAACAUCUCCGGAUGAAGACCCAGCAUCAUGCUACGAUCCUUUUCUGUUCCACGGCGCGGAUUCGCUCAAGCUUUCCCAUCCGGGUAGCGAGCCCGAAAAUGUUUUCCUCCACGACAUGGCAACGGCCAACCCGAUCUCAAAUGGAUUGGAACCAUCACUUAACUUUCCGUGCCUCGGCGGCACCACCAUGUCCCCGACACCGCCAAUGGACACGAGCUUGAUGUCUCCUCCGCUCACUGCAUUCGGCGGCAUUGGUUUCGAUACAAUGCUCCCAAAUGGAAUGCAUCCAUCAGGAGAACCAAUUUCAUCUCUCAAUCUCAACAACAUGAGGAGGAUGUCUACUGCAUCGAGUUCUUGGAGUUCCCCAGAGGGAACGACAGAGUUUAGACUCUCACCUCUGAUGCAAGCUGACCUCGACCAGAUCUACUGGGAUAGGACCCACACAUAUGUGCCCAUCGUCCAUCAACGGCGCUACAUGGCGUGGAGCCGGAAGCCGGACAAAACCGAGGGCCAGAAGUGUCUUCAACUCGCCAUGUGGACCCUGGCAGCCUCAACAUCACCCGGCCAGUAUCAGACCAUGGCCAACUACCUAUACAGAUAUGCCUCACAAUCUCUCUUGAACCUCGAGCAAUGGGAUUCAGGGGAUGACUGGCACCAGAUGCAGCCCAGUGACUUUGCGCAAGUGCAGGCCCAGCUCCUGCUGGCUUCUUACGAAUUUAAAUCCGUCGACUUUAGACGAGGAUGGAUGAGAGCGGGGCGUGCUUUUAGACUUAUUCAGCUCAACUGGUUUUACGACAUGCUUUCAACGUCUUCGACUUUGUCCGAUUGGGUAGAGGCAGAAGAAAGGAGGCGAACGUUUUGGUUAGCAUUUUGCCUUGAUCGGACUAUCAGCUUACGAAAUGACGCUCCUUGUACAUUUAAUGAGCCGAUCUACGUGCCUUUGCCUGCGCCUGAUGCAGAGUUCCAAAAUGAGAUUCCCACGGCGACCGGAUACCUGAACGGUGACUCCCUAACCGUCGGUGCAACCGACUCGCUCUUUAUCGACAUCAUUCAUUUAGCUACGAUUUGCGGUAGGGCCGUGACGCAUCGUCACCAGUCCAUCAUUGACAAGUCACUUGGCGUCCACAACACGGCCGGUAUUUGGCAGCGCCAUCGACAGAUCAACUCGCUGCUGGCAGACAAUCUGGACUCGACCACAUCAAGGCACCAGCCACCCACACAAGAACCUGACCCUCUAGAUCCAUUCAUGGGUAUAAUGUGGCGGACAGUCAUUCUUCAUCUUCACUCGACCUUGAACUGCACAGUGUCGGCUGGAAAAGAUGAGUACGACUACAUGUUGAUGGAAAGUAUGCAGCGCGGGACCCUAGCUGCGCAGGAAGCGCUGAGCUGCAUAGAGCGGCUGUCGCAAUUUAACAGUCUCAAGCUUCAUCCUAUUACUGUUGUUCCUCUGGCUCUCUGCUCAGAGCUGAUGGAAGCGUGGCCAGACCUUGCAGGACCGUUCAACACUCACUUGGCAAAGAUUAUGGAUGCUACUCAUCGGGCAAACAGUGGGGACACUCCUUCAUAG
Molecule: messenger RNA, 1719 nt
Organism: Diaporthe amygdali
Lineage: Eukaryota; Fungi; Ascomycota; Sordariomycetes; Diaporthales; Diaporthaceae
Exons: 5
Coding region: 1-1719 (572 amino acids)
Biological process (GO): DNA-templated transcription
Cellular component (GO): nucleus
Molecular function (GO): zinc ion binding; DNA binding
Source: RefSeq, a predicted model, not a curated record